AUGCCUCUAAAGUUACACCUUCCAAAUAUUUUUCUUCUCCCAUUAAAACUGCGUCCAUUGUCUGCUUUGUCGGAUGUUAGAACAUCAUAUUCUAUCAGGUCGGGUCAGAGUUUGAUUUCUGACAGUCGAACAUUGACAGCCAAAGAUGAUAGUUCUGAUGAUGAAAGUGAUGAUGAUAAUGACAAUUUUGGUGAACACACUAUCCAGGCAGACCAGGUUUUGUCGGACUAUUCUCUUGAUGUAUGUCCCCCGGGUUUUGACGUGCCAUUACUGGAUGACUUGCUCAAUGUGACAAUCUGUGGACAUGAUGGAGAUAAGCCCACAGAAGAUGUUGGAACCCAACAACAACAACAGCAGCAACAUAGGAGGACUCAACCAGAAUACAUCUCUACUGUGGAAGAAGUCAGUCCUGAAGAUGCAAUCAAGAAGGAAAAGUGUAUUGUGUUUACAGACACUCUUAUAGCUUUGAUAACAUCAUUACAUGGGAGUGUUUGUAAACGACAAGGAUGUGGCCGUGUGUUGAGCUAUAAGAAAACAUAUGUUGGAACAUGCCUGGUCGUAUCUUGGGGGUGUAGGUCUGGUCAUGUUGGAGGCAGAUGGGCAGCUCAACCCUCUUGCAACAAGAUUAGAGCAGGCAACCUUGUGCUUGCUUCUGCUUUGUUGUUUUCUGGCAAUUCCUACGCCAAGGUGGGGUUGAUGUUCAACUUCUGUAAUCUGCAGUAUUUCUCAUCAAUAUUAUUCAAUCAGUAUCAGAAGUUGUACAUCAUCCCUGCCAUUAAUGACUACUGGAAAUAA
Messenger RNA from Dendronephthya gigantea, 795 nucleotides. RefSeq lists its product as uncharacterized. The transcript has 6 exons. The record is from RefSeq and is a predicted model, not a curated record. NCBI's taxonomy places the organism in Eukaryota, Metazoa, Cnidaria, Anthozoa, Malacalcyonacea, Nephtheidae. Bases 1 to 795 code for a protein of 264 amino acids.